UGAAAUUUUCAUAAAUAUCCCCUGUUUCUCUGCUACUCUCAGAACCACAGUUAUUAUUCAACUAAUACUAUUGCAGAAAUGUCUAGUUCUAUUGCUCCUACAUCCUCAAAUACUUCAUUGUGUGAAUUAUUGACCUGGCAGAACCCAAUCAAGACCGGUAAAGUCUUUGGAUCCCUCAUUUUGGGAUUGGUGGUGUUCAAGAAGGUUAACUUAAUUAACAUUGUUUUCCAUUUGACUUACAUCGCCUUGUUAUUUUCUGCUGCUGCCGAAUACGCCGGAAAGUUGGUCACUGGUGAAGGAUUUGUCACCAAAUACAAGCCCACCAGUAAGGCUUAUGCUAAAACCGUCAACGAUACCAUUUUGCCUGCCAUUGGUAAAGGUGCUUCUUAUGCCGAGGACGUGACCAAUAAGGUCAUUUACAGUCACGAUAUUGAAACAACCUUGAAGGCUGCUGGUGUCUCUUAUGUCUUGUACAAGCUCACCUCAUGGUUCUCCGUCUUUACUUUAUUGACCACUGCCCUCGUUCUUGCAUUCACUUUCCCAGUGGUGUACUCCAAGAACAAGAAAGAAAUCGAUGCUGCCGUGGCGCAAUUCUCUACCACUGCCAAGGCUAAGGUUGGGGAAUUCUCGAAAUUGGCUCAAGAUAAAGCCGCUCCUCACGUUGAGAAUUUGAUCAAGAAGUCCGGCCCAGUCGGCAGCUUUAUCAAGAGCAAGAUUCCAACCAGAACUGCUGGCUCCACUGUUGGAGCUGACAGAUCUGCUUCUUUUGAAGCCGAAAAGCCAACUACUGCCACCACUACUGGUGCCUCUUCUUUCCCUGAAGUCCCAACCGAUUCUAUCAAGGACGAUAGCACUUUUGAAGACUUGGUCGAAGAAGCUAAGACUGCUGGUGUCAAUGCUGCCCACCAAUUGUAAAUGUUGUUGCGGUUGCCCUUGAAGCUUAAGUUGGACCAAGUCACAGAAUACUGAAGCACUGUUAUUUGUACCGUUUAUUUAUCAGCUUUAAGCUUUUUUUUUAUUCGUUUUGUAACUUUUCCUUAAUAUAGCUGUCUAUAGACCUCAAAGGUUGAGAGUUGGUCUUACAAUUCUUGGUUACCUUUGGGUGAUUAAUAAAUAUUGUACAAGGUUCAUACCUAUAUAGUGGGUGUUGGAAGUCUUUUAUAACAAGCUACCCACUUGGAUCCCUUGUUACGAGCAACCUUUUGUCCUUCUUCUGUAGCGUUGUACAUAAUCUCCACGCAUUUGUCUUGGGCUUCCCACUCUUUAUCUAAUCUUUCAAAUAAGGGAUGGUCUUCCAAAUGCUCCACCAUCCACUUGUGCAAAUCUUCAACAUCAGUGAUAGUGUAUAUAAUUCCUCCUUCUCUUAACGCAUAGGCAUAUUCAGAUAACAAAGUGUUAGUGAUGAUUCUAGCCUUGUGUUUACGUUGCUUGAAAUGAGGGUCUGGGAAGCAAAAGAACAUCUUGGAUAAUUGGCCCUUCUUGAAGAAGUUGGGUAAAAACUUCAUGGCAUUUCCUCGUAUGACAGCUAUAUUCUGGUAGUUCACCUUUUGUUUCUUGUGUUUUUCUCUUAAUGCUAUGAUUCGGUCUUCAACGUACUGAGAAACUUGCACUCUGAUUUCCAUCCCCAAAAGUAGUUUAUCUGGAAACUCUUUGGUUAAUCCAAGAAGUAACCCACCAUAUCCACAUCCAAUAUCGGCUAUUUCGACAUCCUGGGUCAUCUGAUUGGUUUCCUUGUCAUGGUAAGCAGGAUAGAAUUUCCCCCAGUCCAUCGAUUCGGGAUACUUGGGGUAAUCUAACCGGUGGUCACUGAAAGGGUUGGAAUGAGCUCUCUGUCUAUAGUAUCUCUUUCUAGGUAAAUCCAACUUUUUCUUUUUGGUCUUUGGUUGAGGCUCGAAACUGACCUCUUUUGCAUUUUUUCUGAUCACCUCUUUACGCUCUCUAUACGUUUUUCUCUUGGAAUCAGCCUCUAACUGCUGUUCCUUUUGUGCUUUUGUAUCAGGUUCAGCCAUGAUCGAUGAGAUGU
This is a messenger RNA of Yamadazyma tenuis ATCC 10573, 2023 nucleotides long. The record is from RefSeq and is a predicted model, not a curated record. Lineage: Eukaryota; Fungi; Ascomycota; Pichiomycetes; Serinales; Debaryomycetaceae.